Molecule: messenger RNA, 4072 nt
Organism: Lynx canadensis (Canada lynx)
Lineage: Eukaryota; Metazoa; Chordata; Mammalia; Carnivora; Felidae
Gene: NOL4
Product: nucleolar protein 4
Exons: 11
Coding region: 457-2373 (638 amino acids)
Source: RefSeq, a predicted model, not a curated record
GGCGCUCCACCUGCCUUGCCCCGGACACAGCCCCGGGGUGAAGCGUCCAGGGACCACCCCAAGUCAAUAUUGGGAUUUUUAAUAAACCAAGGAAUGGGAUUUUAAUUAUUUAAAACCCAGCUCCUCUGGGCCAGAUGCUGUUGGGAUGGUCCUAAUCACACAAUAUUAAAGAGACCCAUCACUAAGAGGACGAGAAAAGCGUCCGAGAACAGCGUCCGAGACAUCCGUUGCAAUUACGAAUGAACCAGAGACCUGCUAGCACGGGGCAUUGAUUGCUGGUGCCCAACCGGACCCUCCUCCCCUCUCCCCGUUCCUCCCCCCACCCGAGGCAGGCUCCGGCGGCGGCCGGGACCUCGCGUCCCUACAUCGUGGCCGGGGCCGCAUUUUUCAUGAGCCCGGGGUGAACAGGUGCGAAGUGCGCUGGGAGCAUCCAGCCAGCGACCGGGAGCGGGGAACAUGGAGAGCGAGCGCGACAUGUACCGCCAGUUCCAGGACUGGUGCCUCAGGACUUACGGGGACUCAGGCAAGACCAAGACGGUGACCCGUAAGAAAUACGAGCGGAUCGUCCAGCUCCUCAACGGCUCCGAGUCGAGCUCCACGGACAACGCCAAAUUUAAAUUCUGGGUCAAAUCGAAGGGCUUCCAGCUGGGCCAGCCGGACGAGGUCCGCGGGGGCGGCGGCUGCGCCAAGCAAGUGCUUUACGUGCCGGUCAAGACCACGGAUGGUGUAGGGGUAGAUGAGAAGCUGUCUUUGCGGCGGGUAGCUGUGGUUGAAGAUUUCUUUGACAUUAUCUAUUCGAUGCAUGUGGAAACAGGGCCAAAUGGAGAACAAAUUCGGAAACAUGCUGGACAAAAGAGAACUUACAAAGCAAUUUCAGAGAGCUAUGCCUUCUUACCAAGAGAAGCGGUGACACGGUUUCUAAUGAGCUGCUCAGAGUGCCAGAAAAGAAUGCAUUUAAACCCAGAUGGAACAGAUCACAAAGAUAAUGGAAAACCUCCGACUUUGGUGACCAGCAUGAUUGACUACAACAUGCCAAUUACCAUGGCCUACAUGAAGCACAUGAAGUUGCAGCUGCUGAACUCACAGCAAGAUGAGGAUGAAAGUUCAAUAGAAAGCGAUGAAUUUGAUAUGAGCGAUUCAACACGGAUGUCAGCCGUGAACUCUGAUCUUAGCUCCAAUCUUGAGGAGAGAAUGCAGAGUCCUCAGGCUCUUCAUGGGCAGCAAGAUGAUGAUUCUGCUGCAGAGAGCUUUAAUGGCAAUGAGACUCUGGGGCACAGUUCAAUUGCUUCAGGGGGAACACACAGCAGGGAUAUGGGUGACUCCAAUGGCGAUGGCAAAACUGGGCUGGAGCAGGACGAGCAGCCACUGAACCUGAGUGACAGCCCCCUCUCCGCUCAGCUGACUUCGGAAUACAGAAUAGAUGACCACAGCAGUAAUGGAAAAAACAAAUAUAAGAAUCUUCUGAUUUCUGACCUCAAGAUGGAACAAGAGACGAGAGAAAAUGGAAGCAAGUCUCCCGCACACAGCUACUCAAGCUACGACUCUGGCAAAAAUGAGAGUGUAGACCGAGGUGCCGAGGACCUGUCUCUAAACAGGGGCGAUGAGGAUGAAGACGACCACGAUGACCACGACGAUUCUGAGAAAGUUAACGAGACUGAUGGCGUUGAGGCAGAGCGGCUGAAAGCUUUCAAUAUGUUUGUCAGGCUGUUUGUAGAUGAAAACUUGGACCGAAUGGUCCCAAUCUCUAAGCAGCCCAAAGAAAAGAUCCAGGCUAUCAUUGACUCAUGCAGGCGACAGUUCCCUGAGUAUCAAGAGCGUGCCAGAAAACGUAUACGUACUUACCUCAAGUCCUGCAGGCGGAUGAAAAGAAGUGGUUUUGAGAUGUCUCGACCUAUUCCUUCCCACCUGACUUCAGCAGUUGCAGAGAGUAUCUUGGCUUCAGCCUGUGAGAGUGAGAGCAGAAAUGCCGCCAAGAGGAUGCGCCUGGACAGACAACAGGACGAAUCUGCCCCAGCUGACAAACAGUGUAAACCAGAGGCGGCCCAGGCCACUUACUCAACCUCAGCUGUUUCAGGCUCCCAGGAGGUGUUGUACAUCAACGGCAAUGGGACCUACAGUUACCAUAGUUACAGAGGUCUAGGAGGGGGACUGCUUAAUCUGAAUGAUGCUUCCAGUAGUGGACCCACCGAUCUCAGCAUGAAGAGGCAGUUGGCGACUAGCUCAGGAUCCUCCAGCAGUUCAAGCUCCAGACCCCAGCUGAGUCCAACCGAAAUCAAUGCCGUGAGACAGCUCGUUGCAGGAUAUCGAGAAUCAGCUGCAUUUUUAUUGCGUUCUGCAGAUGAACUGGAAAAUCUUAUUUUACAACAGAACUGAGUCAAAUGACGAUCCUAUUCACUGAGGUCUAAAUUUGCAGUUUCCACUAAUGACAUUUUGAUUUCCCAGCAGAGAUGCUUCUGGUCUUACUGCACAGUCUUAAGAGAAAUACUUCCAUUAUGCCACAUUGUCCUUGAUCCAUAAAGUGAUGUGUUAAGGUGCUUCAAAGGAAGUCUGACCUCUGAAGUACUUGAGAUACAGUAAUGUGUCCAGCUCACUGCUUUUUGUUUUAGUUUGUCAGCAUAAAUAUCAGGGGUAAAUAAAGGCUGUAUAUUCCUAAUUCAAGGAUAAAACAGAAGAAACGUGUGGUAUUGAUAGUUCAAGAUUCAACUGAAAUAUUAGUGGAAUCUGCUACUGACUUAUUGAACUGAAAGUUGCAGUAUCUGGCAAAAAAACAAAAAAACAAAAGCCAAAUUUCUUGUUGCUACAGGAUAUAACAACAAUGAGACGGAUCUUGUAUUUUAAAAAAAUAUAUAUGUAGUUUUUAUAAAAAGAAAACUUGUUUUUCAUUCAAAAUGGUCAUUUUUACUUUGGUAACUUUUUCAUAGGUCCUAAAAAAAACUGUUUUGAAAAACUACUGUAAGUACCUUUUCCACAUCCCUUUGCCUUCUCCUCUUUCCAAAUUCUUUCUACAAAAAUAACGAUGCUGGAAAACAAAUCCUUGCUACGUUCUUUAAAUCGUCACAUCAGGAAGUACUUCCAAGAGAAGCCUGCGUUUCUGCACCCGUGCUCAUCAACCCACUCAACAUUGCAGUUGCGCCAUAGCGGUUUUCAUCACAGAAUUUUUUAAUAUUAAAAAAGACAUAUCAUUGAAAAAAAAAAAUAUCACACCUUGGUUCCUUACAGCUGCUUGCCCGGGAUUGACGCUGCUGUCUUAUAGGCAUGCCUCCAGCAGCAAUGGGAUGUAGAUGGCUGAAUGUUAAGAGGUUGCAAGUGACAAUCUGAAAAUGUGCACUCAUGUGGUUUUUCUUUCUCGGUUUCAGAAAUCGUUUCCAAAAAAAAGACCGUUCCCCUCUCCUGAUAGGAUUUGUAUAAUUUACAAUUCUAGGUGAAAAUGAUGUAAAGAACUCUCAGUGGAUGCAGCUGCAACUUUAAAUGAACUGCCCCAUCCUAUCCACCCCCCCCCCACUUUGUCCUUCUUUCUUAUUUUAUAGUGUUGGAUACACAUGAAUGGUGUUUUCUUUGUGCACUGAGGCAAGCUUAUUUUUAAAAUAUUUAGGGAGGAGUACAUCUGUUUAUGCUUCUUGUACGAUUCUUUUUCUGUUGUUUAGCUUUGGUUGGAUUACAGAUUCUCUGUGCAUUCCUGGAUUUGCCUUAUUUCAUGUAGAACUUAUGUCAUUCCAUUUUUGGUAAUGAGUUUAAGGCAUCAGUGAUAUUUCUUAUCUACUUGUUACAUAUAGUUUUUCAAGUAAUGACUGUGAUUGUGACCAAGUAAUGUGCACUUUUUCUUGUAACUGUGGACAUUGCUAUGCUUUUUUCUUCUAGUGUUUCUAGAAUUACUGUUCCUUACAGUUACGUAAGCAAAACAAACAAAAAAACAAACAAAAAAAAAGAACUUUUGUGAUACUGUUGGUGAAUAUAAUGUGAAUAUCUUAUUGAAAUAUGAGUAUUUUGGAAAUACAUAGAUGCACAAACAUCUUUUAAGGUGUGGAUUUAGAGUUUGCUUAUUUAAAUGAAAAUUCAAAAAUCGAGGGCUGGU